AUGGCAUCACCAGAUCACACAGCCUCUGAGUCUCUGCUAGCAAGCGCUCUUGUAGCACGCUUUCUGCGGUCGAACAAUUACAACGAAACUCUGCGUACUUUCAUCCGUGAGGCAAAUCUGCCUUCCGACGCCGGGGCUAUCAAAUACAAGUCACACGAUCACGGCAAUGUGGAGCAAUGGACUCUGGAAGGGAUUAUCCAGGAGAAAAAGAAAUUUGAUCAGAGCCUGUCCUUCGAGAGAUAUGGCGAUUCGCAGCUCAGGGAGGAUGAGUGGAGUAUGCCGGCUCCCUCGUCACCAAAAGUUAUAGAAACGCCCACUUCGUCCAAUCUGCUCUCGGUCUCAGUUGCGCCAUGGCAGAUAAUACAUGCUGAUGACGAUCAAAAUGCAGCCUCAUACAUCGUUUCUACUAGCGCCGAUAAACGUCUGAAUGCCUUCAAUGUGGGCUCAGACAACGCAAUAGCAGCCUCAAUGGCAGGGCUUUCAAACUCGCCUAUCCUGUCCAUUGCUGUUAUUCGGGGAGGGAACUAUCACUUUCUAACGAUCAAAGUUCUUGCCUAUGAGGAAGAUAACAGCGAAGAUGUAUGGAUUGUUACCGCAGGAUGGGAUUCCCAGGUCCUGAUCUACCGCAUGGCUGUAUCCUCGUCCUCUCCAUCCGUAACGGAUCAUAGGAUAGGUGAGCCAGUGGGAUCGGUCAAAUUGCCAACAAACCCAGAAUCUGUACUCCUUGUACAUCAUCCUGAAUCCCAAGACCUGACGCUCCUCGUGUCACGGCGUGACUCAACGUUUAUUUACUACUACGAUCUGGAGCCACUGCGCUCCGCCAGCACGUUACAAAAGUGCGAAGAAAUUGGCAAACAGAACCUUGCACCUCGUUCAAACGCAUGGGUCGCAUUUUCACCGUCUUGUCUCGCUCAAAGUCCACACGAUCCUGGGUUGAUCGCAGUCGCGUUGUCAACAUUACCACAUAUGAAAAUCAUGAUUGUCCGUUUGUUGUUCCCGCCCCCUCAUCGCGAUAUUAUCGACGACAGUACCAGUCACAGUUCAAGCCGCAAUCGUGAGGUCGUAGCAGAGAGGGCCCCCAGCACAGAUACUCCGGUUGGAGCUUCUACGUCCGCGCCUGGAACCCAACUCAGUCAGGCCAUGGCCUCACUGGCUCUUCAAAACCGCGAAGAUGCCGCCAUUGUCAUCCAAGCUAAUACCCUUGCGCCACAGACUGCUUACUCAACUCCUCAGGUUGUGUGGCGACCUGAUGGAUCUGGACUGUGGGUUGGCGGUGAUGAUGGAGUUAUCCGUGGUAUUGAGGCCAAGACAGGCAAGUUGGUGACAACAUUGAAAAAUGGUCACGAAGUGGGCAGUAAAGUGAGAAGUAUUUGGGCGGGUUGGGUCAAUGUAGGUGGAACAAUUGAAGAGUGGGUUGUCAGUGGUGGCUUUGACAAAAAGUUGAUCGUGUGGAAGUAA
Talaromyces atroroseus is the source of this 1458-nucleotide messenger RNA. RefSeq lists its product as hypothetical. The record is from RefSeq and is a predicted model, not a curated record. Gene Ontology annotation, molecular function: protein binding. Bases 1 to 1458 code for a protein of 485 amino acids. NCBI's taxonomy places the organism in Eukaryota, Fungi, Ascomycota, Eurotiomycetes, Eurotiales, Trichocomaceae. The transcript has 3 exons.